This is a messenger RNA of Pneumocystis jirovecii RU7, 1668 nucleotides long. RefSeq lists its product as uncharacterized. The transcript is spliced from 7 exons. NCBI's taxonomy places the organism in Eukaryota, Fungi, Ascomycota, Pneumocystomycetes, Pneumocystales, Pneumocystaceae. Bases 1 to 1668 code for a protein of 555 amino acids. Gene Ontology annotation, biological process: meiotic chromosome segregation. Gene Ontology annotation, cellular component: chromosome, centromeric region; nucleus. The record is from RefSeq and is a predicted model, not a curated record.
AUGUAUGUUCAUGUAGAAAAUGGACAAGAAAGUUUUGAAGCAUUUAAACGAAAACAUCUUCGACAAAACCGAGAAAUUAUUCGCCUGAAUAUGUUACAAUCUGUAAAAGUACGGCAAUUAGAAAUAGAAACAGGACGUCUUUUACAGGAAAAUUUUGAGCUUCGUGCAUCAUUAAUAUCUCUUCAAGAACAGCAUGAAAAAGAAAAAAAACGCUCUCAAUCUGAAGAGCUUGGAGUUCUAAAAAAAAUUCUUGAAAAUAAAUUAUCAGAAAUAACAGAUAUUGUACAAAAUAUGCUGCCAGAAUCAUCUUUUAUAGAAAAUGUUAAAAACCAUGACAAGUUGGAAAAAUUGAAUAGAUCCCUUUCAUCAUUAAAUUCUAUGCAAUCAGAAACUUAUUUGAAUGAAAAAUUGAAAAAAAAGACUUGUGAGGCAAAAAAAAUAGAAAAAAAUGCUAAGAAAAGUUUUAAUAAACCUUUAAACAAUAAACAAACUAAUACUGGUCUUGUCAAUUCAACAUAUACAAGUAUAGCUGAUGAUAAAAAUAACAAUACUAUAAGUGAAUCUAUGUAUUUAGAUGAUUCGCCAUUUACUUAUAUUGAAAAAAAUACGAUCAAUUUUGCAGACAAAAAUAUAGAACCAAAACAAAUAAAAGGAAAAAAAACACCUGAUUGUAAAAAAAUCUGUCAAAACAUAGAAAGUAAUGAUACUUCUGAUGAUUUUAUAUAUACUAAAACUAAAACAAUUACAAAAGAUAAAAAAGAAAUAGAACUAUCUCUAAAGACAUCUAAUUGCAAGAAAACAAAAGAUAUAAGUGUAGAAAAGGAAAAUAUUUUUAAAUAUGAAUUAUCUUAUUUAAAAGAAAAAAAAAAUAUAGAGAAUAAUUCAAUAAAAAAUGUAAAAACUAGUGAAACUACUACUAGAAAAAUAUUAGAACUAAAACCAUCUAUUGCUAAUAAAAAAUUCGAAGCAGAGAACGAAUUAAACAUUUCAGAAAAAACUAAAACGAAGAAUUCAGCUUUACAUAAUUCAGAAUCAUUGGACUUUUUAUCUCCAGAAAGAAGAGUUGGUAGAACAAAAAAGCCUAUUAAUUAUACAUUGCCUAGUCUAAAAACAAAAAUGCGCAGAGAUGAUAUACAAACAGAAGAAGAAAAUAUAAAUAAAAAUUAUUCUAAAAAGAAAAAUAUUUCUGAAGAUCAAUUAAAAAAUUCAUUCGAAGAAUCUAAUGCAAGAUUAUUACAUAAAAAAGAGAAAAAUACUGAUAUAUCUUUUUCAUCUCAAACAAAAUAUGAAAAAACACCAUCUGUUAUAAUACAAAAAACGGCAUUAUUAUCAAAACAAAUCCCUUUUACACCAUCCAUACAUACUCAGAAAAAUUCAAAAUCCAAAAAUCAAUCCAUUCUUGAAUCAUCUAUUAAAUUUAAUGAAAAAACAACAGAAGAAUUUGAUUCUUUAUCCAGUUUUGAUGAAGAACUAGAUAUCGAUAUACCUUGUAUGAAUAAAAAAAAAAUAACCAGUGAUUCAGAAUCUCAAAUAUGUGAAGAAAAUAAAAAUCAAAGAACAACUCAUGAAUUAUCAAAAAUAAAAAAUCCCUUAUCUUUUAUAUCAGAAUACAAGGAUAUACAAAGUCAAAAUGAAAUUCUUACAAGACGAAAAAGCAUGUUAGCAUAA